This is a messenger RNA of Cinara cedri, 7133 nucleotides long. The record is from the annotation of a GenBank genome assembly. Lineage: Eukaryota; Metazoa; Arthropoda; Insecta; Hemiptera; Aphididae.
AUGGACCAACAAUUAGUUCAAGAUUUCAAUCAAAAUUUAAAGUGUAUGAGGAUUCUUCUAAUCCUUUCUGCUGGAUUAGUAGUUGCAAGUGCAUUAACUAGAGAGGUAAGUGUUAUUGCAAAUACUAUUUUAGAUGAAAACAUAUGAAAGCAGUAGAGAGAAAAAAAAAGGAUUAACUAAGGAAAAAGAAAAUACCUCAGCCAAACUGUUUUAAUAAAAGAGUUUUUAAAAAAAUAAAAAAUUUUAUANUUUAAUUCUAAGGGUAAUGCCAAUCCUCCAAGAGAAUAAGUAAUAUAUUGAGGAGAAAAUAAUCUUAAAAUUUCAUCUUAAAGAUUUCAAGAUUACAAAGAUCCAUUUAUUUUUGGAUUUUGUGUUUAGAUUUUAUUAAAUAUUACUCUGGUUAGAAAAUUUGUUCUUAAACUAUAACAAUUUUAAUGUGUUGUUUAGUGGUUUAACAGACCAUAUCUCACAAAUUUCUUCAACUGGACUAUCUAAUGAAUUUAUAUAUUUAUUAAUAUUUGUUUAAUUUAGUAUAUACAAUUAUGAUAUCUAUCUAGAACCUACUGAAAUUUUUCCCAUACAUAGCUACCUAAAACUCUGAAUUGUAAAAUUAAAAUAAUGUAUUGGAUCUUAAAAAAGGAUAAUUUUUUUUUAAAUUUAAAAUCUUAAAUCCUGUCACAAGGAUGUUAUUCUACAUAUUUUUCCUAAUUAUUAAAAAAACAAUUCAUAAUGUUAAUUAAAAAGAGAUUUUUUUUUUAUGUUUUCCAUAAUCAAUAGAGAACAUUUUUAUUAACAUGAUUAUCAUAUUACACAAUCACCAUGUAAAAUAUGUAAAGUAACAUCAGAAACAAAAUUAAUAUUGAUGGUGGCUUAUAACUUUUGAAAUGGAAGGCUCUGAUAAUUUUCUUUAUUUAAAGUUCAAAUUAUAAUAUGAGUGGAAAAUACUUAUAACAGUAUAAUACUGAAUAUGAAGCUAACAGUUAUGUGUCAGUAGAUGAUAAUUGUGUUCCAAUUUUUUAUUCUUUCAAUUUAAUGUAAAAAAAAUAUGGAACAUUUAUAGUUGAAAUUCUAAGUGAUUGUAGAUCAGGCCUAAUAUAAGGAUAUGUUUUUUAUUCUUCAGAUAAAAAUGGACCAACAAUUAGUUCAGGAUUUCAAUCAAAAUUUAAAGUGUAUGAGGAUUCUUCUAAUCCUUUCUGCUGGAUUAGUAGUUGCAAGUGCAUUAACUAGAGAGGUAAGUGUUAUUGCAAAUACUAAUUUAGGUGAAAAAUAUAUGAAAGCAGUAGAGAAAAAAAAAAAGGAUUAACUAAGGAAAAAGAAAAUACCUCAGCCAAACUGUUUUAAUAAAAGAGUUUUUAAAAAAAUAAAAAAUUUUAUAGUAUGUUUUAUGAUUGAUGAUUUACCCAAAAAACCUUAAACAAUUGAAUGUGGAAUAUUAAAUUUAAACAAUUUUGAUCAAGUAGGAUUGCAAUGAGUUGCAUGGAUGAAACAUUAAAGUUAAAAGAUUUAUUUUAAUUCUAAGGGUAAUGCCAAUCCUCCAAGAGAAUAAGUAAUAUAUUGAGGAGAAAAUAAUCUUAAAAUUUCAUCUUAAAGAUUUCAAGAUUACAAAGAUCCAUUUAUUUUUGGAUUUUGUGUUUAGAUUUUAUUAAAUAUUACUCUGGUUAGAAAAUUUGUUCUUAAACUAUAACAAUUUUAAUGUGUUGUUUAGUGGUUUAACAGACCAUAUCUCACAAAUUUCUUCAACUGGACUAUCUAAUGAAUUUAUAUAUUUAUUAAUAUUUGUUUAAUUUAGUAUAUACAAUUAUGAUAUCUAUCUAGAACCUACUGAAAUUUUUCCCAUACAUAGCUACCUAAAACUCUGAAUUGUAAAAUUAAAAUAAUGUAUUGGAUCUUAAAAAAGGAUAAUUUUUUUUUAAAUUUAAAAUCUUAAAUCCUGUCACAAGGAUGUUAUUCUACAUAUUUUUCCUAAUUAUUAAAAAAACAAUUCAUAAUGUUAAUUAAAAAGAGAUUUUUUUUUUAUGUUUUCCAUAAUCAAUAGAGAACAUUUUUAUUAACAUGAUUAUCAUAUUACACAAUCACCAUGUAAAAUAUGUAAAGUAACAUCAGAAACAAAAUUAAUAUUGAUGGUGGCUUAUAACUUUUGAAAUGGAAGGCUCUGAUAAUUUUCUUUAUUUAAAGUUCAAAUUAUAAUAUGAGUGGAAAAUACUUAUAACAGUAUAAUACUGAAUAUGAAGCUAACAGUUAUGUGUCAGUAGAUGAUAAUUGUGUUCCAAUUUUUUAUUCUUUCAAUUUAAUGUAAAAAAAAUAUGGAACAUUUAUAGUUGAAAUUCUAAGUGAUUGUAGAUCAGGCCUAAUAUAAGGAUAUGUUUUUUAUUCUUCAGAUAAAAAUGGACCAACAAUUAGUUCAGGAUUUCAAUCAAAAUUUAAAGUGUAUGAGGAUUCUUCUAAUCCUUUCUGCUGGAUUAGUAGUUGCAAGUGCAUUAACUAGAGAGGUAAGUGUUAUUGCAAAUACUAUUUUAGAUGAAAACAUAUGAAAGCAGUAGAGAGAAAAAAAAAGGAUUAACUAAGGAAAAAGAAAAUACCUCAGCCAAACUGUUUUAAUAAAAGAGUUUUUAAAAAAAUAAAAAAUUUUAUAGUAUGUUUUAUGAUUGAUGANUCCAAGAGAAUAAGUAAUAUAUUGAGGAGAAAAUAAUCUUAAAAUUUCAUCUUAAAGAUUUCAAGAUUACAAAGAUCCAUUUAUUUUUGGAUUUUGUGUUUAGAUUUUAUUAAAUAUUACUCUGGUUAGAAAAUUUGUUCUUAAACUAUAACAAUUUUAAUGUGUUGUUUAGUGGUUUAACAGACCAUAUCUCACAAAUUUCUUCAACUGGACUAUCUAAUGAAUUUAUAUAUUUAUUAAUAUUUGUUUAAUUUAGUAUAUACAAUUAUGAUAUCUAUCUAGAACCUACUGAAAUUUUUCCCAUACAUAGCUACCUAAAACUCUGAAUUGUAAAAUUAAAAUAAUGUAUUGGAUCUUAAAAAAGGAUAAUUUUUUUUUAAAUUUAAAAUCUUAAAUCCUGUCACAAGGAUGUUAUUCUACAUAUUUUUCCUAAUUAUUAAAAAAACAAUUCAUAAUGUUAAUUAAAAAGAGAUUUUUUUUUUAUGUUUUCCAUAAUCAAUAGAGAACAUUUUUAUUAACAUGAUUAUCAUAUUACACAAUCACCAUGUAAAAUAUGUAAAGUAACAUCAGAAACAAAAUUAAUAUUGAUGGUGGCUUAUAACUUUUGAAAUGGAAGGCUCUGAUAAUUUUCUUUAUUUAAAGUUCAAAUUAUAAUAUGAGUGGAAAAUACUUAUAACAGUAUAAUACUGAAUAUGAAGCUAACAGUUAUGUGUCAGUAGAUGAUAAUUGUGUUCCAAUUUUUUAUUCUUUCAAUUUAAUGUAAAAAAAAUAUGGAACAUUUAUAGUUGAAAUUCUAAGUGAUUGUAGAUCAGGCCUAAUAUAAGGAUAUGUUUUUUAUUCUUCAGAUAAAAAUGGACCAACAAUUAGUUCAAGAUUUCAAUCAAAAUUUAAAGUGUAUGAGGAUUCUUCUAAUCCUUUCUGCUGGAUUAGUAGUUGCAAGUGCAUUAACUAGAGAGGUAAGUGUUAUUGCAAAUACUAAUUUAGGUGAAAAACAUAUGAAAGCAGUAGAGAAAAAAAAAAAGGAUUAACUAAGGAAAGAGAAAAUACCACAGCUAACCUGUUUUAAUAAUAGAGUUUUUAAAAAAAUAAAAAAUUGUAUAGUAUGUUUUAUGAUUGAUGAUUUACCCAAAAAACCUUAAACAAUUGAAUGUGGAAUAUUAAAUUUAAACAAUUUUGAUCAAGUAGGAUUGCAAUGAGUUGCAUGGAUGAAACAUUAAAGUUAAAAGAUUUAUUUUAAUUCUAAGGGUAAUGCCAAUCCUCCAAGAGAAUAAGUAAUAUAUUGAGGAGAAAAUAAUCUUAAAAUUUCAUCUUAAAGAUUUCAAGAUUACAAAGAUCCAUUUAUUUUUGGAUUUUGUGUUUAGAUUUUAUUAAAUAUUACUCUGGUUAGAAAAUUUGUUCUUAAACUAUAACAAUUUUAAUGUGUUGUUUAGUGGUUUAACAGACCAUAUCUCACAAAUUUCUUCAACUGGACUAUCUAAUGAAUUUAUAUAUUUAUUAAUAUUUGUUUAAUUUAGUAUAUACAAUUAUGAUAUCUAUCUAGAACCGACUGAAAUUUUUCCCAUACAUAGCUACCUAAAACUCUGAAUUGUAGAAUUAAAAUAAUGUAUUGGAUCUUAAAAAAAGGAUAAUUUUUUUUUAAAUUAAAAAUCUUAAAUCCUGUCACAAGGAUGUUAUUCUACAUAUUUUUCCUAAUUAUUAAAAAAACAAUUCAUAAUGUUAAUUAAAAAGAGAUUUUUUUUUUAUGUUUUCCAUAAUCAAUAGAGAACAUUUUUAUUAACAUGAUUAUCAUAUUACACAAUCACCAUGUAAAAUAUGUAAAGUAACAUUAGAAACAAAAUUAAUAUUGAUAAUGGCUUAUAACUUUUGAAAAGGAAGGCUCUGAUAAUUUUCUUUAUUUAAAGUUCAAAUUAUUAAAAAAACAAUUCAUAAUGUUAAUUAAAAAGAGAUUUUUUUUUUAUGUUUUCCAUAAUCAAUAGAGAACAUUUUUAUUAACAUGAUUAUCAUAUUACACAAUCACCAUGUAAAAUAUGUAAAGUAACAUCAGAAACAAAAUUAAUAUUGAUGGUGGCUUAUAACUUUUGAAAUGGAAGGCUCUGAUAAUUUUCUUUAUUUUAAGUUCAAAUUAUAAUAUGAGUGGAAAAUACUUAUAACAGUAUAAUAUUGAAUAUAAAGCUAACAGUUAUGUGUCACUAGAUGAUAAUUGUUUUCCAAUUUUUUAUUCUUUCAAUUUAAUGUAAAAAAAAUAUGGAACAUUUAGAGAUGAAAUUCUAAGUGAUUGUAGAUCAGGCCUAAUAUAAGGAUAUGUUUUUUAUUCUUCAGAUAAAAAUGGACCAACAAUUAGUUCAGGAUUUCAAUCAAAAUUUAAAGUUUAUGAGGAUUCUUCUAAUCCUUUCUGCUAGAUUAGUAGUUGCAAGUGCAUUAACUAGAGAGGUAAGUGUUAUUGCAAAUACUAUUUUAGAUGAAAACAUAUGAAAGCAGUAGAGAGAAAAAAAAAGGAUUAACUAAGGAAAAAGAAAAUACCUCAGCUAACCUGUUUUAAUAAUAGAGUUUUUAAAAAAAUAAAAAUUUUAUAGUAUGUUUUAUGAUUGAUGAUUUACCCAAAAAACCUUAAACAAUUGAAUGAGGAAUAUUAAAUUUAAACAAUUUUGAUCAAGUAGGAUUGCAAUGAGUUGCAUGGAUGAAACAUUAAAGUUAAAAGAUUUAUUUUAAUUCUAAGGGUAAUGCCAAUCCUCCAAGAGAAUAAGUAAUAUAUUGAGGAGAAAAUAAUCUUAAAAUUUCAUCUUAAAGAUUUCAAGAUUACAAAGAUCCAUUUAUUUUUGGAUUUUGUGUUUAGAUUUUAUUAAAUAUUACUCUGGUUAGAAAAUUUGUUCUUAAACUAUAACAAUUUUAAUGUGUUGUUUAGUGGUUUAACAGACCAUAUCUCACAAAUUUCUUCAACUGGACUAUCUAAUGAAUUUAUAUAUUUAUUAAUAUUUGUUUAAUUUAGUAUAUACAAUUAUGAUAUCUAUCUAGAACCUACUGAAAUUUUUCCCAUACAUAGCUACCUAAAACUCUGAAUUGUAAAAUUAAAAUAAUGUAUUGGAUCUUAAAAAAGGAUAAUUUUUUUUUAAAUUUAAAAUCUUAAAUCCUGUCACAANAAAAAACCUUAAACAAUUGAAUGUGGAAUAUUAAAUUUAAACAAUUUUGAUCAAGUAGGAUUGCAAUGAGUUGCAUGGAUGAAACAUUAAAGUUAAAAGAUUUAUUUUAAUUCUAAGGGUAAUGCCAAUCCUCCAAGAGAAUAAGUAAUAUAUUGAGGAGAAAAUAAUCUUAAAAUUUCAUCUUAAAGAUUUCAAGAUUACAAAGAUCCAUUUAUUUUUGGAUUUUGUGUUUAGAUUUUAUUAAAUAUUACUCUGGUUAGAAAAUUUGUUCUUAAACUAUAACAAUUUUAAUGUGUUGUUUAGUGGUUUAACAGACCAUAUCUCACAAAUUUCUUCAACUGGACUAUCUAAUGAAUUUAUAUAUUUAUUAAUAUUUGUUUAAUUUAGUAUAUACAAUUAUGAUAUCUAUCUAGAACCUACUGAAAUUUUUCCCAUACAUAGCUACCUAAAACUCUGAAUUGUAAAAUUAAAAUAAUGUAUUGGAUCUUAAAAAAGGAUAAUUUUUUUUUAAAUUUAAAAUCUUAAAUCCUGUCACAAGGAUGUUAUUCUACAUAUUUUUCCUAAUUAUUAAAAAAACAAUUCAUAAUGUUAAUUAAAAAGAGAUUUUUUUUUUAUGUUUUCCAUAAUCAAUAGAGAACAUUUUUAUUAACAUGAUUAUUAUAUUACACAAUCACCAUGUAAAAUAUGUAAAGUAACAUCAGAAACAAAAUUAAUAUUGAUGGUGGCUUAUAACUUUUGAAAUGGAAGGCUCUGAUAAUUUUCUUUAUUUAAAGUUCAAAUUAUAAUAUGAGUGGAAAAUACUUAUAACAGUAUAAUACUGAAUAUGAAGCUAACAGUUAUGUGUCAGUAGAUGAUAAUUGUGUUCCAAUUUUUUAUUCUUUCAAUUUAAUGUAAAAAAAAUAAGGAACAUUUAUAGUUGAAAUUCUAAGUGAUUGUAGAUCAGGUCUAAUAUAAUGAUAUGUUUUUUAUUCUUCAGANAAAAUACUUAUAACAGUAUAAUACUGAAUAUGAAGCUAACAGUUAUGUGUCAGUAGAUGAUAAUUGUGUUCCAAUUUUUUAUUCUUUCAAUUUAAUGUAAAAAAAAUAUGGAACAUUUAUAGUUGAAAUUCUAAGUGAUUGUAGAUCAGGCCUAAUAUAAGGAUAUGUUUUUUAUUCUUCAGAUAAAAAUGGACCAACAAUUAGUUCAGGAUUUCAAUCAAAAUUUAAAGUGUAUGAGGAUUCUUCUAAUCCUUUCUGCUGGAUUAGUAGUUGCAAGUGCAUUAACUAGAGAGGUAAGUGUUGUUGCAAAUACUAAUUUAGGUGAAAAACAUAUGAAAGCAGUAGAGAAAAAAAAAAAGGAUUAA